AGAGCUUCAGGCAGAGCUCCCACCUCCGCACCCACCUCCGCACCCACCAGCACAUCCACACUGAGGAACGUCCCUACACCUGUGGGGAAUGUGGGAUGAGCUUCAGGGAGAGCUCCACCCUCCUCACCCACCAGCGCAUCCACACUGGGGAGCUGCCCUACACGUGUAGGGAAUGUGGGAAGAGGUUCAGGAACAACUCCAACCUGAUCCAGCACCAGCGCAUCCACACUGGGGAACGGCCCUACUCGUGUGGGGAAUGUGGAAAGAGCUUCAGGCAGAUCUCCCACCUUCUCAAGCACCAGCACAUCCACACUGGGGAACGGCCCUACAAGUGCCUGGAGUGUGGGAAGAUGUUUCAGACCAGCUCAGAUCUCCUCCUGCACCACCGGACACACACGGAUGAGAGGCCCUUCCGCUGCACCGACUGUGGGAAGGGCUUCAGCCAGAACUCCCACCUCAUCAGGCACCGUCGCAUCCACACUGGGGAGAGGCCCUACAAGUGUGGGGAGUGUGGGAAGAGCUUCACCCAGAGUGGUAACUUGACCACACACCAACGAACCCACUGGUAAGGGAAGCCCUCGAGUGCCCCGACUGUGGGAAGAGCUUCGGCCGCUGCUUCUACCCCGAAUGAACCCCCUGAUGGGGAGGCAACCCCUGGAAUCUCCCCAGGAGCGUUGGUCUGGGGGAGUUCCAUCCAUCUCUAAUUAAGACUUAUUGUUUUUGUGCCAGCUUUAGUAGAAUUGCUUCAACAAUUGCUUUAGUGUAGAGCACUGUCCUCUCUUAUCCUGUACUACUGGUAGUUUUAGUGUUUAUACUGUGCAGGAAAUAAUUCUGAUGAUCUUUUGUCUGAUCAUUUGGAACCCUAAAUAACUCAUUUCUAUCAGUAGAUCUGAUUUGCCAUCAUGAAAACCUGGGGGACAAAAGUGGUUCAGUCACACCUCUCUAAUUCCUCUAAACUGAAACUGUUGGCAUAAUCCAAG
Chiroxiphia lanceolata (lance-tailed manakin) is the source of this 980-nucleotide messenger RNA. Its product is annotated as zinc finger protein 664-like. The transcript is spliced from 2 exons. The record is from RefSeq and is a predicted model, not a curated record. The coding region runs from base 96 to 569 and encodes 157 amino acids. NCBI's taxonomy places the organism in Eukaryota, Metazoa, Chordata, Aves, Passeriformes, Pipridae. Gene Ontology annotation, biological process: regulation of transcription by RNA polymerase II. Gene Ontology annotation, molecular function: DNA-binding transcription factor activity, RNA polymerase II-specific; RNA polymerase II cis-regulatory region sequence-specific DNA binding.